CCUGUUUAAGAAAGACUGUUCAUUAAAAAAACUCGAUUUAUGCUGAGCUUUUCAUAUAUUAAAAGUUAAAAUAUAAAACACUUGUUUGUUGUGAGUUUCAAGGAUUAGACGGACGGGGGUUGCAAGGAUUUGCAAGCUUAGGUUAGGUCGUCUCUGACACUAUCUCUCAGUUAUCAGCUGAUCCUUGAGCUAGGAAUAGAGACAAACAUUUCUCCGCGUACAGUUUGGAUUUGUCAGAGACACAACACUCAACCCGUCCUUCUCUUUGGUUAUCAUCUACACCAUGGCUACAGUCAAGAUACCAGAGCAGAAGGUGAUUCUAUGUGGAGAGUUUGGUGUUGGCAAAUCUUCUCUGUUCAGACGGUUUAUGAGCAAUAGCUUCACAGAGAGUACGGAUAGAAAGAGCACGAUGGGAUUGGAUCACUUCGGGAAGAAGUAUACGGUCGGAGAGAAGGAUCUGAAACUACAACUUUGGGAUACAGGAGGUAUGGAACGAGUUGCAAGUAUAACCUCCAGUUACUACAAAUACUCGGAGGCAGCUAUCCUUGUAUUUGCUCUGGACAACCCGGAUACUUUUCAUAUACUCUCCCAGCACCUUCUAGAUAUUGUUACAUACGCAGAGAACGCAAAAAUAUUCCUAUGUGGAAACAAAUUCGACCAGAAGUCCCGCAUCGCAAUCUCCGACUCCGACAUGGAAGCGUUCUGUGAGCAGUGCCACAACCUAGUGUCUGGGAUCUAUAAAACCUCCUGCAGGACCGGAGAAGGGGUCGAGGAAAUGUUCAGUGAUAUUGCAAAACAAUUAACUCAAGUUAAUAGAUCAAGAAUGGAACUACAAUCUAUAGAAGAACGAAGUUUUCAAGUAAACACCUCCGCCCUGGCGGAGCCGGAUACAGAUGGCGGUUCUUGUAGUUGCUAACAGUAGUACUACCUGGACCAUAGAGUGACCAGGAACUACUCCCUCCAGGAAUAUAUCCGAGACGCGUUUAUGGGGGAAGUGUAAAUCAUAAAAAUUGCUAGGUUUGAGUGCUGAACAGUGAAGAAGAUAUGAACAUUGAACAAGGAUAAUACAGGGUUCCUUUCAAAGGAUGAGACUUCAAAGACGACUUUACAGAAUUUAUACAGAAUUUAUAUAAGCCGAAGAUAUCGGGUAAAUAGUUCUAGACUUUAGAUUGUCGACAUCGACAUGUCGAAGACUAAAUGUUUGCAAGGCUGCCUGUUUUUCUUACAGUUAUGAUUCCAUGAAACUGUGAACUUUUUUCUUUCUGUGUCAAAUCAUUAAACAAGCCCAAAAAACUUUAUUUAAAGCAGAGAACUUCACAGACUCUACCUUUGUGGGUAACACGGUACUGCAAAAAUAAAUUAUGAAAAAUCUCAGAAAUCUCUUUAACAUUAUCUCCUUUGCAAGAGGAGCAAUAGCAAUAGAAUCGUGAAAGAUUUCAUUGAACUGAAGAUACUAAUAACUACAUCUUGUCCUGUGAGUCCUGUCUGUGUAAUCAGUGCUCAGGGUAACAUGCAACCUGUAAUGCAACAAAUCCCAUCAUACCGUCUUAACAAUAUUUCAAAUGAAAAUCCAGGCAUCCAAGGAAAUUACUUUUCUAAUCCUUUGUUGUUUAUUCUACGUAGCACUUAAUACCGCUUCUUUAUAAUAAUGACAAGAUAUGUAUAUAAACAUAGUAUACAAUCAGUUGAUAAAAGCAGUCGUUCGUCAUAAAUAUCAUUGAAAUAUAUUUAAAACGAGACAGAAACAAAAGUGAAUAAUAUCCAGAGCAGUUAACGCACCAAAUGCACACAUAUUUUAUACGCGCGUAUUUAAAAAAGACGGUUAGAUCAAAUUAUGCAUUAUGCAUUUUAUUUAGUUAAACUUCUUAAUGUGUAUAUUAUGUAAAUUAUUCAAUAAAUCAGUAGCCUUCA
Messenger RNA from Eurytemora carolleeae, 1911 nucleotides. It is a transcript of the gene RabX6, whose product is annotated as ras-related protein Rab-2A. The record is from RefSeq and is a predicted model, not a curated record. The transcript is spliced from 6 exons. Gene Ontology annotation, molecular function: GTP binding; GTPase activity. Bases 284 to 916 code for a protein of 210 amino acids. Lineage: Eukaryota; Metazoa; Arthropoda; Copepoda; Calanoida; Temoridae.